Eimeria maxima is the source of this 447-nucleotide messenger RNA. Its product is annotated as sec1 family domain-containing protein, putative. The record is from RefSeq and is a predicted model, not a curated record. Gene Ontology annotation, biological process: intracellular protein transport; endoplasmic reticulum to Golgi vesicle-mediated transport. Gene Ontology annotation, cellular component: Golgi membrane; cytosol. The transcript is spliced from 4 exons. Lineage: Eukaryota; Apicomplexa; Conoidasida; Eucoccidiorida; Eimeriidae. Gene Ontology annotation, molecular function: syntaxin binding. The annotation marks the transcript as partial.
GAGUUAAUAGAGUCUCUUCCUCCUAAAGCUUUCUCGGAUAUGUUUGGCUCUGCUGCUACUUCCUUAUCAAGGCCUCUUCUUAUCCUUAUAGACAGGGACUUUGACUUGCUGACGAUGCUGCAGCACACAUGGCUGUAUGGGGCCCUUAUACAUGACCUCCUUGAAUUGAGGCGCGAUGUAUUCUGGCGGGACCACGCCUUCUCUCCCUUCCCUGUUGCUGCUGCUGCUGUUAGCCAAAUGCUGACGGAGUAUAACGCAGAGUUAGCUAAGGUGGGGGGGAGACCACAAGACGCUUUCUCCCAACCAGAGGGUGAUAUUUCUUCGGACAUUCUUAAGGCAGUAGAUGUCUUACCUGAUUUAGCGGAUAAAAAAAGAUCAUUAGAUGCACAUACAACUAUUGCUACUUCUCUUGUCUCCUCUAUUAAGGAUAGAGAAUUAGAUCGGUAA